This is a messenger RNA of Drosophila innubila, 5877 nucleotides long. It is a transcript of the gene zld, whose product is annotated as AF4/FMR2 family member lilli. Lineage: Eukaryota; Metazoa; Arthropoda; Insecta; Diptera; Drosophilidae. Gene Ontology annotation, molecular function: RNA polymerase II cis-regulatory region sequence-specific DNA binding; DNA-binding transcription factor activity, RNA polymerase II-specific. The transcript has 3 exons. Bases 686 to 5584 code for a protein of 1632 amino acids. Gene Ontology annotation, biological process: regulation of transcription by RNA polymerase II. The record is from RefSeq and is a predicted model, not a curated record.
UUUUCUGUUCUUAAACCCAAAACGACUAAAAAAAAAAAAAGUGAUCUUGGUGUUAAACAAAAAUGUAAUGUAACCAAUAAAGAAAUGUAAAGAAGCGAAGAGAGAAGGAAAAGGAAACGGUCGAAAAACUUACCGGCGAACAGCAGGCGAAAGCGAAACGAAAUUAUUUCGCUUUUGCAAAAUCAAAAUUCGAAAUUCAAAAAAGCAAAGUUAAAACAAACAAAUAAAAUCCACAGUUCUUCAAGUUCCUCGUUUCGGUAUUUUUUUUUAUGUUAUUAUUCUUCAGUUGUUUUGUGUUCGUGUGAAGAAGAAGAAGCAGAGGAGCCGCAAAAAAUAUAAAACUGCACAAAGCGAAGGCGCAGAGAAUACAAAUACGAAAAACAAAGUAAAACCAAAUACAACAACAAAACGAGCGGGCAAAGCAGCCAACGAAUCAGCAACAAAAACAAAAAAUCAAGCAGUGAAAGGAGAGAAAGAAGCAGUAGUUGAGAAAACAGAAACAGCAGCAGCUGCAGCAGUAGCAACAAAAACUGCGCGCCAAAGCAACAGCAACAAGAGCAACAGCAACAAGAAGCAGAACAACAAAACUAAGAGCAGCAAACACAAUUAAAGAGAGGCCACAUGAGCAGCAGCGUGACGCCGACGCCGACGCAGACGCAAACGUCAACGACUUAUGUGACGUUAUAUGGCGAGCAUGAAAAGUGAAAUGCCGCCACUGCAUGCGGCAGAGGCGCUUGCCUCGAGCAGCAGCAGCAGUGCCACAGACAGUGGUGGGGGUGCUGGUGCUGCUGGGGGUGGCGCAGGUGGAGAUGAUGGAGCUGAUGCAGCAACAGCAGCAGCAGCAGCGACAACAGCAUCAGCAGCGACAGCAGCAACAGUUGCUGCUGCUGGUUCUGGAUCCGGUUCAGCGCCGGCAACACCAAAUGCGAAUGCAACAAUAAGUGCGGCCGCCGAUUCCAGUGAUAAUCAGCCGGGCACACCGCAACCAACACAACAACAGCAACAGCAGCAAGCACAACAGCAACAGUCGCUCAUGUCGGCCGAUGCACAGCAGCAACAACAGCAACAGGCUGCUGGCAUUACGCAUCAACCGUAUGCAACACAUCACAUGUAUGCCACAAGUGCACAGCAGCAACAGCAGCAACAACAACAGCAGCAGCAACAACAGCAACUUUAUGGCAGUCUCUAUGCCAGCGACAUGCAACAACAACAGAGUUAUGCUGCCAGCAGCUACAUCAACAGCUACGAGCAAUUCUAUCAGCAACAACAGCAGCAGCAGCAACAACAACAACAGGGCGCCACAGACUAUGGCAAUGCCUAUGGUGACUACAGUAAAGCCUCGGGUGUGCGUUAUCAUCCGUACUUGCAGCAACCGACAUCAGUGUUGCCCGUUGCCUCAGCUGCAGCAGCAGCAGCCGUUGCCGCUGUUGAGGAGUCAGCGGCAGCAACAGCUGUUGCGGUAAGCACAUCAACAGCAGCCGCAGCAGCGGCGGCAGCAAUGAGUCCGCGUGUUGUCAGCAGCAGCAGUCCAACAUCAACGUCAUCGCACUUGCAACAACAGACACCAAGUUCGCCAGGUGGUUGCAAGUUGUACUGCAAGAAAUGUGGCAUCGUCAAGGCCAACGAAUCCGAGUUGCAGGAACAUAUUGCCAAUGUGCAUGGAGAGUCGCCGUACGGCAGCAGCGGCUAUGCGAGUUCGCCGUACAUCAAGGAGGAGAUGCCGCUGCCGACGCCAACAGCAACUGUUGCCGCCGCUGUGGCAGCAGCAGCCAGUGGUGAAUUGCUUGACUUGGACUCCCAAAAGAUGGUGUAUCAUCAGCAAAUGUUGCAGCAGCAACAACAACAACAGCAGCAGCAACAACUUGAGGCAGGACACUUGCCACCGGAUCCGUUGCACUCGAUGCAGUCGAUGCAACAACGUGCAUUGCACAGUUGGGAGCAACCACAGUUGCUGCCAUCUAGCGAGGGAUUGCCACCGUACAUGCAACACGCACAUCCGCACGCGCAUCCGCAUGCACAUCCGCAUCCGCAUGCAUUGAUGGAUAAGUCCCCGUACUCACCGUAUUCCCACACGCAUUCCCCGCCGAAGCAAUCAGCUUAUAAACAGGAAUAUGCCAUGAUUAAAUCGGAAUACGCCGACUCGCAACAUUAUGUGGAUAAGUCGUUUGAUCCCACGGCAGCCGAGGUUGUGGCAAGUGCCGCACAAAUGGCCACAAGUCCAGCCGAAUUUCCCAGCACCACAACGGGCACGAGUCAGGAUAAUGGCAGUGUUGCAGGUGCAGGUGUUGCUGGUGGUGCAACACCUUCUCCCUAUCGCGGCUUUGAGCCACCGAGCUCAAGUUCCGUGUUGCCGGCGAACAGUUUGACCGCCAAGGCGGCAACAUGGAAAUCGAAUGAGGCACGUCGCCCCAAGACCUACAAUUGCACCGCGUGCAACAAGUGGUUCACCAGCUCGGGGCACUUGAAGCGACACUACAACACCACGUUGCACAAGAAUGCGGUCAAGUCGAGUGGCCAACCCGAUCCUGCCACAUUGCCCAUCUCGGCGCAUCAUCAUCCGUCGCGAGAUCCGGUGACGAAGACAAGUCGUCGUGGCAAUGCGGCAGCCGCAGCAGCAGCAGCAGCCGCCGCCGCGGCAGCAGCAGCAGCACAAGAGACGACACCAGUGGCGCCACCAGAGCCGCCAAGAAGUCCGCCCGAUUAUGGUGGUGGUGGUGGUUGCGGUGGUGGUGCGUCGGUGGGAGCCGCCAUGUCGCAAUAUUCAGCAUCGCCGUCACCCACCACAGCACAGCAGCAGCAACAUCUGCUUGCCACAAAUGGUUAUGCCACAAAUGGGCAUGCUCAUGGUCACUAUCAUGGCUACAACAUGCAGCAGCAGCAGCAGCAGCAACAAGUGCAAUCGACAACAAAUGCGUCGCCACAGCAUGCCAACAACAACGGCAGCAGCAAUCAUAGCAGCAGCAGCAGCAGCAACAACAACAACAACUCGACAACAACCGCUUUGAACGGUCACCCAAACGGGCUAGCAGGUCCCUCCGCCCCAAUCAACAACAACAACAUCACACAAAUGCCGUCCUCCCAAAUGAGGGGCCUGCUGAACAAAACAACCACCAACAACACACGAACAACAACACCCACAACAGCCACAACACCCACAACAACAACAACAGCCACCACACCCACAACAACAACAACACAACAACAGCAACAACAGCAACAAGUCAUAGCUAUAAAGAGCGAACAAAUGGAGGACAGCAACAACUCAGCAAUGGAACAGCAGCAACAGCAGCAGCAGUUGGAGCUGGAAGUGGAGGAGCAGGAAUUGCAGCAACUGGAGGAGCAGCAGCAGCAGCAGCAACACGUAUUGCUGGCAGCAGCAGCACAUCACCAGGAGCAACAGCAGCAGCAGCAGCAACAGGUCAGCUAUCUGCUAUCGUCACGCCCAUAUCACAGCAACAGCAACAACAGCAGCAACAGCAGCAUGCACAGCAACAGCAACUCGCCCCUUACUAUUUACCAGCAGCACCAACAGCAGCAACAGCUGUUGCCGCUGCCGCCGCCAAUGGAUUUCUCACGCACCCCUCCGCCAGCGCCGCUGUUGCCGCCGCCGCCUAUGGCAGCGCUGCUGCCGCCUAUGGCAAUGGACUACAACAUGCUGGCUUUGGAUAUGCAGCAACAGCAGCAGCCGCACAGCAAUAUGCUGCAGUGCAGCAGCAACAUCAGCACGCCGCUGCAGCAGCAGCAGCAGCCGGCUAUUACCACCACCAUCACCACCAACCCCACCACCAGCAUCAACCACACGCUCCACACGCACCACCACCACACAUUGCACACGCUCACGCACACGCACACGCACACCAAUAUGGACAUGGAAUGCACCACUAUGCAACAGCCGCAGCAGCAGCAGUUGCCGGUGCAACAGGUGCAACAUUAUCUGGAGCAACAGCAGCUGUCGCCGCAGCAGCACCAACUGUUGCUGGCGGCAGCAGCAGUGGACAACAGCAAUCACAGUAUAGCCAGCAACAGCAGCAAUACACCCAGCAGCAGCAACAGCAACAACUCCACCAACAGCAGCAGCAGCAGCAACAACAUCAGCAACACCCUGCCAUGCUACCAGCAACUGCCGCCAUUGCUGGAGCACACAAUGAGCUAUCACACUAUUAUUGGUAAUGAUGGCUACGAUACGGCAUACACUAGCGAUGGACAGAUCUUGCAACUAAUGCCAGCCUCAUUGUUUGCCCCAUAUGCCCCAUUGUCGCCGUACUCGGUGGCAGCACAACGUUCGCCACAAGAGGGUGAUUUACCGCCGGUGCAUACGUUGACAACGGCGUUGCAUGCACAGCAUGCGCAGGAGGCACAGCAGCAGCAUCAUCAUCAUCAUCAGCAGCAGCAACAGCAGCAGCAGCAGCAACACACGUUGCCGGCAACAACAACAUUAACGCUGCUUGCCACGCCCACACCAUAUUCGCCCACAGUGAGCAGUUCACGUGCAACGCCAGCAUUGGAAUUGGACAUGGCAACACUUAUGGCACAACAGCAGCAUCAGCACCAGCAGCAGGACUAUGAACUGGAGCAAUAUCAGUUGCAGCAACAGCAACUUGAGCAGCAACAACUCGAGUUGCAGCAGCAGCUGCAACAACAACAACAGCAACAACUUGAACUCGAACAGCAACAGCAAUUGCAACAACAAACUGUUGCCGUGUUGCCGAAAAAGCGACGCGCUGCCGCAGCAACAGCAGCAACAUCCACAACAACUGCGGCCCAACAGCCGCCGAGUAAGCGACGCCGUUAUAGCAGCGUUGGAUCCACAUCGCCACAUUCCACAACGUUGCCAUCGGGACGCAUCAAGUGCUUGGAAUGCGACAAGGAGUUCACCAAAAAUUGCUACCUAACUCAGCACAACAAGAGCUUCCAUUCGGGUGAGUAUCCAUAUCGCUGCCAAAAGUGUGGCAAGCGUUUCCAGAGCGAGGAUGUGUAUACCACGCAUUUGGGGCGACAUCGUACACAGGACAAGCCACAUAAAUGUGAACUCUGCCCCAAGCAAUUCCAUCACAAGACCGAUUUGAGGCGACACGUUGAGGCAAUCCACACGGGAUUGAAGCAACACAUGUGCGAUAUUUGUGAAAAGGGUUUCUGUCGCAAGGAUCAUUUGCGCAAACAUCUCGAGACACACAAUCGUCCACGUGUUGUUGGCAAAAAGGCAGCAGCAGCAGCCGCUGCCGCCGCAGCAGCCAAUGCAGCAGCAGCAGCCAAUGCAGCAACUGCAACAGCAACAGCAACAAUUGCUGCUGGCAUUAAGACUGCAUUUAGUUUGGCAAAUGCAAAGGCAGCCAGCGUUUUGUCAGCUCUCAAACACGACACGGUGGCAGCUGACGAUGAUAGUUUGCUAGACGAUGAUGAAGAUGACGAAGAUGAUGAACAGCAGCAACAGCAGCAUCAGCAACAGCAAUCACAACGCCAGCAACUGUUGCUCAGCAGUGAUCAUCAUUUGAUUAAAAACGAAUUUGUUGAGAUUAAGCAUGAGUAUGAGGAGGAAUUUACAGAGGAAUUUCACAUUAUUGAAAAGGAUAUUGAAAUGUAUUAAAUUGGGAGGGGAAAUUGUAGGUGAUAGGGAUUCUAUGGGGCUAGGUGAUAUGAACUUGAGUACAGCUCUAGGCUGCAGUGUAUUGUGUCUUCAAAGCCGCAAAACGCUUUGUUUUGGGCCCCCUUUUCCCCUCUACCUCCCUCAAAAAAGGGGCACAAAGAUCCUCAGUUGCAUCUUGCGCCUUUUUUUUUGCUUCAAUGUUCGUAAUUUUUUAUCAAUUUUUGUAAUUAAAGAAAACGCAUUUUUAUUGCGCUGCAUGCAAUAAAUUGUUGUUUUAAAACGUUAUUAUUAUU